Molecule: messenger RNA, 2731 nt
Organism: Nematostella vectensis (starlet sea anemone)
Lineage: Eukaryota; Metazoa; Cnidaria; Anthozoa; Actiniaria; Edwardsiidae
Product: TRAF3-interacting protein 1
Exons: 19
Coding region: 137-1768 (543 amino acids)
Biological process (GO): regulation of microtubule cytoskeleton organization; intraciliary transport; cilium assembly
Cellular component (GO): intraciliary transport particle B; centrosome; ciliary basal body
Molecular function (GO): microtubule binding
Source: RefSeq, a predicted model, not a curated record
UCUGAUUACAUUCCUCCGAAAACAGCGCGAAAUAUGGCGGCGCAUUCGGAGAAGUUUUCGAUUUCUCGAACUGCCUUUUAGGGUAUUCUUUCUGUUGAUCAGAUAUAAUUUCAUAUGAGCAACUGCUGAGCACAAUAUGGAUGCAUCCAUAGCAAGGAAAACUCAAGAUACCUUGGGAAAAGUCAUCAAGAAGCCACCGCUAACGGAUAAACUUUUGAGCAAACCCCCUUUCCGAUUUCUACAUGACAUUAUAACCGAGGUUAUCAAGAACACGGGUUUUCUAAAGGGUCUUUACUCAGCAGAUGAAUUGAACUCUGCGAACGUGAAGGAAAAAGACGCGAAAAUCGCUUUUCUUCAGAAAGCAAUUGACGUCGUCGCUAUUGUAAGUGGUGCAAGUUUAUCUGUUCGUCCAAGCAAGAUUGUUGCUGGCCAUGAACCUGAGAAAACAAAUGAAUUUUUGCAGGCUCUGGGUAAAGCUGUCAUUUCAAAGAAAAGCAGUAGUGAUGCUGUUAAAACUGUACUAAGUGGAGGUAAAGCUGGAGAAAGCAAAACAAAAGACAGAUCUAGAAGUCGGGAUCGAGAAAAAUCCAAGGAGCCAGAAAAUGAAAAAAAGGAGGACAAAAGAAAAGACAGUGCAAAAAGCAAAGAGAAGGAUGGAGACCGGAAAAAGAGAGAGGAUUCUGGAAAGAAGGAUAAAGACAAAGAAAAUGAUAAAGAGAAUGAACCGAGAAGAAAAGAUAGAUCAAGGGAUAAAGAUAAACGUGACAAAGAGCCUGAAAAGGAAAAGAUAAAUAUUGAAAAGAAAGAGGUGGAGUCCUCAGAUGUUGUGGACCCUAGUCUGGCUUCUGCUGAACAGGAGGAUGAGGAAGUUCCCCCAAAUCGUAUGCCACGACCGACAUCUGCUAAAGGCCAAAGAAGAAGACCCGCGGAAGGGGAGGGUGAUGAUUUCCAAGAAAGUGAAGGUGUAACGGGAACAGAUUCUUCAAGUCCUGUUCCAACCGAACAAAUGAAUGGUAUUGGAAAUGAUGAUCAUUUACCACCACAAGUUGCACAGAGCCGACAAAUGGCCAGACCCAGUAGUGCUAGACCAGCACCCCCAAAGAUCAAGAAGCAACAAGAUGAACUAGAGGACCAAGUUGGAAGGAUUGGUUCAGGCAAACAGGUCACUAAUGUUAUUGUUGAUGAUGGUAAAGACCUGGAUGAUGAUGACGACACGUUUGUUGUGGAAGAUCCUAGUACAAUGCAGAACCAUGUUGACUCAACUCCUAGUAAUGAGUCAUUGGACCAAGAGUCUGAGCAUGGCGGUCUGGUAAGAAAAAUAUUAGAAACAAAGAAGGAACUUGAAGGAAGUAAUGACCAGCAACCCAGGACUAAACAGGAUAAGUCAGCUCCUUUGAUGAGUGAUGCUGCACGAAGAAAGGAGAGGGAACUCGCUCAAAAGGAGAUUGAAAAGCUGCGAACAAGCAUACAAACUCUUACACGAAGUGCAAAUCCCUUGGGUAAAAUCAUGGAUUAUGUUCAGGAGGACGUCGAUAGCAUGAAUAAAGAGUUAGAGAUGUGGAGAACAGAGAACAAGAAUCACUCAGUGGCAUUGAAACGAGAGCAGAGUAUUACAGAUAACGAGAUUGAACCAUUGCGUGCGCAACUACAGGAAUUAGAAUCGGAAAUAUCUGAAAUGGUUGACAAGAUUAGUACCGUCAAAUGCAAUAUCCUGAAAAACGAUGAGAGAAUACAAAAGAUGUUGUCCAGUAUAUCAUUUACUUCAUGAAGGCCCAAGGAAGCCACGCCCUGUUACCCCCCACCGAGCGUGGUCAUCAGAGGCAAGAACAUGUUCUGCGUCCUAUGGAAUACCCAUUUUACCCUUGACGAGAGGCAUACUAGCCUGGGGAUACCAUACCUUUAAGAAGGCCUGGAAACUUACCUUAGGUUCACAAAAAAAAAACCUACCCAAGCGAGGGCCUUUGCAGUUAUCUAAUGUUACAAAAAUGCCUUACCCAAGCGAGGGCCUUGACACUUACCUUAGGUUCAAAGGAAAAAAAGGCCUUACCCAUGAGAAGGCUUAGACUGGCCUCAGAGGAAAACCCUAACGGUUUUCACACGGAAGUAUCAGGUCCUGCAGAAAACCGUUUACUCUCGAGGAGGCUUAGACUGGCCUCAGGUGUAAAUAGGAAACCUCUUACUUACCCUAGAGGAGCCUUAGAUAAUUCUCAGGUCCUGCGGAGAGUCCCCUGGUACAAGGGGGUUCCGUUCCUAGCCUAGGGUCAUGCAUUAUAGAAAUGCCCCAAUAAUACGACCUCUGAGGUUAACCGUAAGAGCUCGCCUGUAAUUCAGAAAUGUUCUCCCUGAGAGGAAGGACUUGUGAAUUGAAUAGGGGUGUUCUUAUAAUCCAUUUGCUCGAAAUCUUUAAUAAUAAACAUAGAUUAAGUGUUUCUUCCCUAUGUUAUGGUCGCAAGAAAUACACAUUGAUUUUAACAUAGGGCAAUUCUUUGCUUUUCUGUUAUUCUGCCAUGGUUUUGUUCUCUUGUGAUGGCGAAAUGAGUUCUGUCUUUGGUGUGCACGUUAGCGAAUCUACCCGUUAAGACUCGCGGCUCAUAUGUCAAGUACAUGCACACACAGCUAGGGAGUUAGUUAAUUGCCAGGAUGGAUUGGUAAUAAGACCUGAUACUGUAUAUAACUGUAAAGCUAUAAGGUUAUGGAGAUUUUAAUGUAAAAUAUUUAUAGUGUGCAAAAA